Molecule: messenger RNA, 3762 nt
Organism: Hylaeus volcanicus
Lineage: Eukaryota; Metazoa; Arthropoda; Insecta; Hymenoptera; Colletidae
Exons: 11
Coding region: 393-3056 (887 amino acids)
Source: RefSeq, a predicted model, not a curated record
CUUUAGAAAAGAUCGUUUCACAUCGGUCGUUUGAGUCUACGUAGUCCCGAAAGUUAGUCUGCGAUCGAGAGACCUGUACUUCGAAGGAAAAGAAUAAAAAAGAAAAGAGAACUAACAGCCGCGCGUCGUCGUCCGGAACGGUCGUCCUCUUCGAACAGUUCCGGUUCGUAUUUCGGUUGAUCGAAACGAUCCUCACGGGAGCAGUACCGAAAUGACGUUACCCUCGUGGCACAUUCGGUGAACUCGAGACUCGGAAAGUGUCCCUUUACUGGAUUAAUAACGCUCGCGAUUUCGAAGUGUCGUCGGAAGAGAUUUGUUCGUCGAUCGAUACUACUGGCAAACAAAUAGGGUGAUCGUCUGAGACCAAAGUUAUCAGAGAGGGUCGUGGAGACAUGGAGAGAAUAGCUGUGCUUCUUCUGAUUAUCGUCGGCUUCGUUACGCGAGGCUGCUAUGGUGCCGGAUGCGGUUACCCUGGAGCACCUGCGCACAGUAGCGUCAGGUUCACGGGAACAGGUGCCCAGGACGUCAUAGACGAAGAAGAUGCUCUUCUUAAGGACACGAUGCUCCUCGAGGGUACCGUGGCUACGUACUCCUGCGAGCGAGGCUUCGAGCUCCUUGGACCAGCACGAAGACAGUGUCAGGCUGAUGGUUCCUGGUUACCGGAAGGAGUACCCUUUUGUGUUCUGAAUGUUGCUGGAGGGAAAGCACCGAUGCAGUCGAGCAGCACCGAGGGUGGAAUUCCGCAGCGUGCUGUCGACGGCAGCAGCGGUCAAAUUUACACCCCCCAGACUUGUACCCUUACAAGACCUGAACACAGGCCAUGGUGGUACGUGAACUUACUCGAGCCGUACAUGGUGCAACUGGUCCGGCUAGAUUUUGGCAAGCCAUGCUGUGGCGAUGGCAUACCCGGAACAAUCGUCGUUCGCGUCGGCAAUAAUCGUCCAGACUUGGGAACGAAUCCAAUUUGCAAUCGCUUCACCGGACCCCUCGAGGAAGGGCAACCUCUGUUUCUUCCCUGCAAUCCGCCUAUGCCUGGAGCUUUCGUUUCCGUACACUUGGAAGCGAACACCCCGGCACCCAUCCCUGUGCAGCUUUCGUUGUGCGAGGCUUUCGUCUACACUGACCAGGCUCUCCCAAUCGAAAGAUGCCCACAGUUUAGAGAUCAACCACCAGGGUCAACUGCAACUUACAAUGGAAAAUGUUACAUUUUCUAUAACCGGCAACCAAUGGUAUUCAGAGAAGCUCUAGCCUUCUGUCGUGCACGGGGCGGUACGCUGGUAGACGAAAGUAAUCCUGCGUUGCAAGGAUUUAUUUCGUGGGAGUUAUGGAGACGACAUAGGAGCGACACCUCGAGUCAAUACUGGAUGGGCGCAGUGAGGGAUCAAAAGGAUCGCUCGAUUUGGAGGUGGACAGGAAGCGGCGAAGAGGUUUCCGUUUCUUUUUGGAGUCUGCCUCAAGGUACCGAAGAAGAUUGCGCUCGAUACGAUGGUAGUAGAGGCUGGCUCUGGUCCGAUACCCCUUGUACGGCUCGAUUAAAUUUCAUCUGCCAGCAUCAGCCACGAGCGUGCGGUAGACCAGAGCAGCCACCAAAUUCCACGAUGAUUGUGACCGCGAUGACAGAACGGAAUUCUGGUAGCUCGUACGAAGUUGGAGCAACGGUAGAGUAUACCUGUACGGCGGGUAGUCUUCUUAUAGGACCAUCGACUCGUACUUGCCUCGAUACCGGCUUCUACAACGAGUUUCCACCAGUGUGCAAAAGCAUCGAGUGCGGUUAUCCGGCGAGCAUAAAACACGGAGGUUACACACUUAUCAAUAAUACCGUUAGUUAUCUAAGUCAGGUGCUUUACUCCUGCGAGGAAGGAUACGAGAUGACUGGACGCGCAAGAUUAACUUGCGACAUCGAUGAACGUUGGAACGGGCCACCGCCACGAUGCGAACCAAUUUUAUGCGAUCCUCCAACCCCUGUGCCCCACAGUUACAUUCAAAUAGAGGAGAUCGACGAAACCGAGACGAUAUCGGGGAAGACGAGCUUCAAUCGAAGUCUUCUCGUAGGCAGUAUCGUCACCUACACUUGCGAGAAGGGCUACAGGCUUACUGGAUUCCGACAGAUACUGUGUUUACCCACUGGAUUAUACGAUCACGUCGCACCUACCUGUACAGAUGAGCCCCGUACCACGGUGGCGAUUCCAACCAGGAUGACAGUGCGUCCAACGACUUCCAGGACACGGCACACGCUCCUCCCGCCAAAAGUGCGAUCGACGACCUCAUUACCAAUUACUACGACCACUACCACAGUCGUUCCACCUCGAAAAGUCUCGAAUACUGGGGAAUUACCAGCGAUGGUCCGAGAAACAAUCCCGAGGAAGCCAAGCAUCGGGCUGCAGAGGCCAGCCCCGUCGACGUCGACCAGUUUGCACGAGGACAGCAACGAUCAUCCCCAGGACAACGAAAUCUCUGGUAGCGGGGUCGAUAACGCCCAGGUUGGCAUCGGGACUGGCGUCCCAGAACCUUCUGGACCGUACAGGGUGGACAACGCCGACCAGCCGAGUAACACCCACCAAGCGAAAUUAAAUCUAGGCGCGGUGAUCGCCUUGGGCGUCUUCGGUGGUUUCGUAUUCCUUGCCGCUGUAAUUACGACGGUCGUAAUACUCAUUCGCAGAAAUCGCGGCAGAAGCAGCAAGCAUUAUCGGCAUCGUGCAUCCCCAGAUUGCAAUACCGUUGCUAGUUUCGGAAGCAGUUCGUCGGAAAGUCGAGGAGGUUUGAACCGUUACUACCGUCAAGCUUGGGAAAACCUGCACGAGACGGCUGGCCAUAAAGCCGCUCAUCCUCCACUUCGUCGCAAAGAAACCCUGGAUGAACCAGGAUACCGAGAAAACUAUCGUGGUAACAACACUGAAAGGGAUGGCUCAGAAUUAGUUGUGAGCGACGUUGCUACUUAUCCGUCUAGCAAACAUGCCAGCAUUUCUGAGAAGAAACGCCAUCACCACCAUCAUCAUCAUCACCACGGUAACUCAACACCCGAGUGGAGGCAAUCCCAAUCUCAUCACAGAUACUGAACACCGCAUAUGCUAGAAAGGAUCUUUCGCAUCCGUAAUUCGGUGAAACAGUACUGUGACAAGUCAUGAUUGGCUUGCGAGUAGGCUUUUAUGAUAUUGUACAUCAGUGAAUUCCACGUACAAUUCAAGAAACGUGAUGAACGAUUAGACACUGCGCUGGAGAGAUCUUGAGCGUAAUUGAUGAACAAGAAUUAUUUAGAACGCGAUCAUCCUACAUUUAUUUUUCUAUUAUACAGUAAAUUAUUUACAACUACCUUGUUACGUAAUGUAAAUAUCGUUUACGCUGUAGUAUAAGUGAGAGGUGUAAGUUGUUUGCGAAUGUAGGAGGAUCAUAAGUUGAUCGGAGGACAUGCCAAAAAAACGAGAGAGUAAUAUAUAUGUAAUUAACGAUUACAAGAUUUCUAAUAAAUAUUUCUUCUUUUAAGCUAUUGUAGGAAUUUUUGGUUACAACGAUAUUUCUAAUGGUACAAUAUUCAUGAAAAUCACCUACUUGACAGGAUUUAAAUCUGCUAUGGGCACCUUGGCCUUGCCUUAAGGGAUUUGAACAAAGUUCUUGUAGUAACACGAUAUUCGAAGAAAGUAUCGUUAAGGAAAGGCCGACGUUAUCCAUUUCAGGAUCAAAAUCUAGUUAUGGUACUCGUUUAAGACGAUAAGAUAAUUAAUUGUAUUAAAGUUUAUAUCAAAUCUGCGUUUGCAGAAUUUACAU